Lathyrus sativus (Indian pea) is the source of this 2346-nucleotide messenger RNA. The record is from the annotation of a GenBank genome assembly. Lineage: Eukaryota; Viridiplantae; Streptophyta; Magnoliopsida; Fabales; Fabaceae.
AUGGAUGCCACACAUAACAUGUUUUGUAACAACGAUCUUAUUAACCCUCUAAACUCAAUGGGCAUGCAAGUUUCUUGUAUUCUUGUUAUUUCACACUUCUUCAACGUUGUCCUUAGAACCGUUGGUCAACCUGGACCCAUUGCACAAAUUAUGGCUGGUUUGGUGUUAGGUCCACUGUCACAUAUUUCUUACAUAAAAGAAAUAUUCUUUCCUGCGAAUUCGAUGAAUUACUACGAAGUUGUUAGCUUCUUUUGUCGCAUAAACUUCAUGUUUUUAUUCGGAUUAGAGAUGAAUUUCCAAUACACAAGGCGUCAUCUACGUUUAGUAACGUUGGUAGCAUGUGGUGGUGCAAUUAUGGGUGCAAUAUUUGGUUUAUCUGUCUCAUUUUAUUUAUAUGAAGAGUUGAAUAUAAGUUCCCCAAUGCUUUCUUUUUGCACCAUCAUUAUGUUAGUUGUAGCAUACACAAGUUCCCCCAUGGUCAUCCGUUUGGCAGCAGAUUUACGGUUCGCUGCGUCCGACGUCGGUAGGAUCGCCGUGUCGGCUGCGUUGAUUACAGAAAUGAUUUGUUUGUUGUUAUUCAACAUGAUGGUUAAUUGGAAUAGUGCAAAAGAUGUUUCAAGGGGUUUCUGUUGUCUCAUUAUUACUAUUCUGGUGAUUAUUAUGAAUAGAUACUUAUCACUUUGGUUUAAUGUAAGAGAUAAAAACCAAAAAUACUUAAAAGCCCCUGAGUUGUUAGUUAUACUAUUUGUGCUUUUAACUACCUCAAUGGUUGUAGAAAUUUGGGGUUAUAAUAGUAUUAUUCAUUGUUUUUUCGUUGGAUUGUUUUUUCCUAAAGAAGGAAAAACAGCUAGAACAUUGCUUCAUAAACUUGGUUAUUCAAUUUAUAACUUUAUACUUCCGGUAUAUUUUGGGUACAUUGGUUUACAAUGUGACCUCAUAAAUGUUUUCAAAAGUUUGGAUAAGAUAACAAAUACAGCUAUAAUGAUUUUGUUGAGCGUUGGAAGCAAGCUUGGUGGAACUCUCUUGGUUUGUCGUUACCUUCAAAUUCCUACCAGUGAAGGAAUUUUUCUUGGCUUUUUAAUGAAUACUAGAGGUUAUGCUGAUCUUCUUUUCAUUGGUGCUGCUGCAAAGAAUACUCUUGAUACAGAAGUUUACAAUCUGUUGCUAGUAGCAAUAGUACUUAACACAAUAAUAUCAGGAAUUAUUGUGUCUUUUCUAGCAAGAGGAGAAGAGAAAAUGUUUUCACAUAAUCAUACAGCAAUUGAGCCACAGAAAAUGGAAGAUGAACUUCGAAUUUUGGCUUGCGUAUACGAUCCUCGUCAAGUAUCUGCUAUACUAGCAACGGUGCUAGCAAUACAUGGAUCGAAAACAUCGCCUUCAACGACUUACUUAAUGCACUUAAUUGAGCUAGUGAAGAAAAUCAAGUCCAAUUUAUUGUACCAUGAAAAAGAAAAUGCUGACCUUAGUGACGAUGAUGACUAUGGCGGAAACGAUGUUGUUGAAAUCAAUAACUCCUUAGAUGUAUUCACAUCUGACACAAAGAUUUUGGUUCAUCAAAAAAGAGCAGUAUCAUCCUUUCCAUGUUUGUAUGAAGAUGUUUGUAAUGAAGCUGAAGAUCUUCAAGUAUCAAUCAUCAUUCUUCCUUUUCACAAGCAUCAAAGAAUUGAUGGAAAGUUAGAAAGUGGAAAAGAAGGUAUAAGGAUUACUAACCAAAAGGUUCUCAGACACGCGCCUUGUUCCAUUGGUGUUAUCAUCGAACGAGGACUAACUAAGGUCCCCGGUUUCUCGCAAUUGAUUGCAUCCGAUGGUAUGCAAAAUGUUGCAACACUUUUCUUCGGAGGACCAGAUGAUCGCGAGGCCAUAGCUUGGAGCCUACGCAUCUCAAAAUGUCCUCGGGUAAACUUAACAAUAAUAAGAUUUCUCUUGUCAUCAUCGUCGUCAUCACAUAACGAACAUAAUGAUAACGGAGAACAAUUUGACGAAAAGGAAAUCUUAAUGUCGUUGUCGGGAGAAGAGACGGUGAACGAUAUUGACAAUACUUUUAUGGUGGAUUUCUAUAAUAGAUAUGUGACAUCAGGACAAAUUGGAUAUGUGGAAAAGUUUGUGAAAGAUGGAACACAAACAGUUGAAUCUUUGAAAGAGAUUGGAGACAUGUACUCUUUGUUUAUAGUAGGAAGAGGUGGUAGAGGAAAUAGUUCAUUAACAAUAGGUAUGAGUGAUUGGGAAGAAUGUCCUGAACUUGGAACAGUUGGGGAUGUUUUGGCUUCUUCAGAUUUUGAUAUUCAUGGUUCUGUUUUAAUAAUUCAACAACAUAGAGAUGUUAAGAAUGGUCUAAUUCAUGAUUAA